CCGGCCCCCGCGGCCCCGGGCGCGGCCCCCGGCGGCCGCUCCGCCCGCGCCCCGGGGGGACCGGACGCCUCGGCGGCAGCGCGCAGCUGAGUCCAGUGUGGUUCCUGGCCCGAAGAAAACCCAUCAGUGGUGAUGCUGCAGGAGAGGUCUCACGUGGGGCCCUCGAUUGGAAGGGCAGCUCUGCACUUCUGUAGCUGAUGGGAGAGGACAACAGCUUGGUAACAGGAGCUACCAAGAGCUGGCAGGAUGAGUUACAGCUCACCCUCUGUGCAUGACUUGCAUCACAGCACCCCCACCACGGCCAAGCCAGACCCAGGGACAGCUCUGGACGUGACUGUACCACAAACAGCCACCAUAAGCCCUGAGACUACGAGUUUCAACAGCACCAAAAUCCCAGAUAUGGCCAGCACUGGACCUGGCAUGAGCACCAUGCUGCUUUCCUUUGGGAUCAUUACUGUGAUUGGGUUGGCUGUAGCAAUGGUUCUGUAUAUCAGGAAGAGGAAGAGGUUGGAGAAGCUACGGCACCAGCUCAUGCCCAUGUACAACUUUGAUCCCACCGAGGAACAGGACGAGCUGGAGCAGGAGCUGCUGGAACAUGGCCGAGAUGCAGCAUCUGCCCAGGCAUCACAGAGCAAGGUGCUGCUGUCGAGCCAGGGAGCCCUGCAGAGACCCAGCCGCCUCGUGUUCACUGACGUGGCCAACGCCAUCAAUGCAUGACCAGGACCUGCCCUGCUCCGGGAUCCUGCUGAGAACAAGGAUGAAGCCAACAAAGCAGUGACUUCCCUCAAGCAUGGCUGAUCCACUGAGCCCAGCUGGUCACCUGUUGGUUUGUGUUACUCAUGGGCACAGGAAGCGCCAUCACUCUGGGAAACAAACCCUUUGUAAGGGCAGUGGUGAUUUUCUGGUCUGUGUGUGUUACCACUAAAAGCUCCUGAGCUCCAGUUUCUGGGCUGGCACUGUCUGACAGCACCUGCCAAACUUUGUGCUUAGGAACAGUGCCUGCUUUGUGUAGAUUAACCUGUCAGAACAGAGAGCUGUGCUCUCUAGGUCAGGGAAGGAGAGAGGUGCACAUUUCAGAGAACUUCUCCACUGGCCCCAAGGAAAGCGAUGGAUGAGCCUCUUUGAGCCAGGUGAGCUGCCUGCCCCAGCUGAAGGGUGACCUGGGGCACAGCAAGGAGAACACAACCAUGGGAUUAUCCCCUCUCAGGCCUGUGGCUGCUGGUAAAUGUGCACCAGGGUGGUGUUGAAGCAUGGGGGAUUCACUGGCUUGAAAAAGUGAAACAGUGAAGAUUUGUCUGAUAACAUCUUAAUCUGAGGAAUAUUUGGCUGAAUAUCCCAAAAUUAGAGCUACUGUAUAGACAGAGGGGAUUUCACACAGCUAGAGCCAGGGACUAUCUCUAUCUGGCUAUGUGAGCCCUGCUGCUGAGCUAGGAAUAAGAGUGCUUGGGCCACAAAGAGGAGUUGAGCAGAACUAGGGUUCCAAUACCAUUUAUCCCUUCCUGCUUUGGCUCAGGGAAGUUUCUACAGUGCAGAGCAUUAUCCAGGAAAUAAGACUAUGCUUUGAAAUACUUUCUUUUAAAAAAGGAAAAACAUGAAUUGGCACAACAACAGCCCAGUGUCUGUCCCCGGAGAUGACUAACAGCUGGUUUGUACUUCCUUACCUGCCAGGACCUGCAGUCAGAACCUUCUCUUCUUCCUGCUGAAGGGAACACAGAGCUUUGCAUUAGCUUCUGCUCGAGUUACCUGCUAGGAACAGGUAGGUGGGACUAGACAGGUAAGCCAGGGGUUUUCCUGUAGCCCUGAAGCAUCUCUCUGCCUGUGCAUCCUUCAGGGCUGCAGGAGGAAGAGAGUGCCAAGGGGUCUGGCCACCUUGGCAUGUGGCAGUGCAGUGUGGGGGUCUGUUGGCUGAAAGCCUUUUGGUGGGCACUGGCCCUGAGUGCUGCAGACCAGCACAACAGCGAGGGAGCAGCAUCAGUGCCCAGCCAUGCCCUGAUCACCUCCUCAUUUUUGUGUGGUUACAGCCAUUUGUCAAUCAGAUUUUAUUCCAUCCACAGCACCAGUUAAAAGGGAAUCAGGGCAAGCCAAGAUUUGAAUGCAGAUCUAAAGCUUUAUGCAAGGAGUUGUUUCAGAGUGGCAAUUCAGCUAUCAUGUGCUUUGUUGCAAGUUUGGACCUGCCAGUUAAUUUUUGUUCUCCCAAAUAUUUUCUUUUCUUCCCCUGUGUGAUUGUUUUUCCAUAUUCAUUAAAUGCAGACUCUUUCCUGGGUCUGUGCCCCUGCCCCUGCAGGGCACAGCUCCUUAACAGCCUUCCCUCUUGCAGCUUCCCUCAGGGCAGCUUUGCAGGGCCAAGUUACUUUAGUUUUUCAGUAUCCAGCUGUCUUUUUAGAACUAGGGAUUUCUGGGAGUAUAUUAGGGGUUGGAGUGUGAAAAACAGCCCGGUCCUCAGUGCCAGGAGAUGUGGCAGGAGGCACUCCCAGGCUGCUGCUGUUUGCCCCUGGGGAUGCUGCUGGAAGGAAGGUGCAUGGGUACAAAUACUCAGUGUAAUGCAGACUAGGUCCUUAGAAUUUGGAGUCUGUCUGUGGGUGUUCCCAGCUAUCAGCUGAGAGACAAAUAUCUCCCAACACACACACACACACAGACUUCCAAGCUCCUGCAAGUGCUCACUGAGAGCAGCCACACAUCUGAUUUCUCCCUUCACUGCCUGUCCCCUUUCCAGGCUCUGCAGCAGCACAGGGAUGCACAUGGCAGUAGGGAUGUCCAGCUGUCUUAAAUUGCAGCAUUUUCCCUAGGAUUCUUGGGAUUGGAAUUUCAAUGGUUGUUAUAACUCAACAAAAUGCAAGUGUGAGCUGAGCUGUUUCCUCAAUGCCUCAGCCCAGUGUGUGCCCUUCUUCCAGCUCUGUGUGCUGCAGUGCAACAACAGACACACCAACACAGGAAUUCUCUUGAACCAUUCUCCCUGUGAUGGUAGGCUUUGUCCUGUGAUGACUGCCCUUAGAGUAAAGAAGUACAGAUAAUAAGAUUAAAAGAAUAUUAUGGGUAAUUGCUGGGCUCAUAUUCUUUUAGUUCCCUAGCGCCUCCUCUCACAGUUCUUGGAUGUAUAAUUUAGCAGAAGCAUUAUGAUGUAAUUUAAUUCAAGUGUUUCUGUGUUUUAAAGCAUUGAAAUAUAAUUAAACUAUUUACAUGAAA
Molecule: messenger RNA, 3183 nt
Organism: Vidua chalybeata
Lineage: Eukaryota; Metazoa; Chordata; Aves; Passeriformes; Viduidae
Gene: C12H3orf18
Product: chromosome 12 C3orf18 homolog
Exons: 5
Coding region: 247-717 (156 amino acids)
Source: RefSeq, a predicted model, not a curated record